Molecule: messenger RNA, 1208 nt
Organism: Arachis duranensis
Lineage: Eukaryota; Viridiplantae; Streptophyta; Magnoliopsida; Fabales; Fabaceae
Molecular function (GO): polysaccharide binding
Source: RefSeq, a predicted model, not a curated record
CAUCCCGAAUUCACUCAUCAUCUUACUUUUCCUUUGGUCCAAAAACGCGUAUAGCUUAGCAUAUUCCACUGUUGCUAGCUAGUUCCAAAUCUAGAACAUGAAGAUGCAUCUUCUCGUAUUCACAUUCCUACUACAACUACAAGCCAUUGUUAUUCCAACUACUCUUGCACUCUCCAUUUGCAAGAACUCAUGUGGCAACAUUCCCAUAAACUACCCAUUUGGCUUAGAAGAUGGUUGCGGUGCACCCCAGUUCAGGAACAUGCUUAACUGCAGCACUAACUUGUUCUUUCAAACCCCUUCUGGUUCUUACAAGGUUCAAUCCAUCGACUACAACAAACAAACCAUGGUAAUCUACGACCCCGAAAUGUCCACAUGCUCCAUCCUUCAACCACACCAUGACUUGGUCAUGACAGAAGUUCAAACCGCCAUAAUCCCACCAUCACAAGACACCAUUUUCGUGCUCCUAAACUGCUCCAUAGACUCUCCAGUUCUCAACCAUUACAAGUACCUCUGCUUCAACUUCGAAGGCCACACUUGCGACGAGCUUUACGGCUCCUGCAACGCUUUCAGGGUGUUCCACUUGUCAACAACUAACAGUUCCCCACCGUGCUGUUUCACAAGCUACAACACCGUGAAGUUCAUGAGCAUGAAUAUAUUGGAUUGCACGCACUAUACGAGCGUGUUUGACACGGGAAAGUUGAGGGUGUGGGACCUUUGGAUUGGGUUUAUGGGAUUAAGCUUUCUUUUAGUGUGCCUGAUGUGGGGUGUGGAACUUGUGAGAAAUCUGGUGGGACUUGUGGCUUUGAUGCUGAUACACAAGGUUUCUUGUGUCUUUGCUCAAGCACUUCAAAUUCGACAAGAGAUUGUGCUGGUGGAAGCGUAAUAUCAAGGGGACAGAAGAUUGUUCCAUGGACACACUACUCCCAACUGGUUUCAUUUCUUGUAGUUGUAAUUGGUCUAAUUUACAAGGUUUAAGGCUCCCUUAAUACUUCAAAUUUAGUAGAUUUUCACUUGGUUUGUUUAUACUUAAUAGGCAGAGAGCCCCUGUGUAGUUGCAAGUUGUUUCCAUGGGGAAAAAGCAUAGUGGGUUUGCUACCAAAAUUGAAGGGAACCAUUCUUUGAUGCAAUUUGCUGUUCAAAUUAACCACCUUGUGUUACAAAAGAAAAACAUAUAUCACCACUUCAGCAAAGUCCUACAUUUUAUUUUA